GUGUUGUUAUCUGUUGGAUUAGGCUUUUUGUAAAAAGAUAAUCAAAAUUAAUUUAGUAGAAUAGAGUUAAUGCAUAUUUGUUUAAAUAUGAGUUUGGUCAUUCACAAUAUUAGUUAUAGUAUAAAAAGUUGGAUUAUUCUAAGCAUUGCUUUUUUAAUACCUAUAUCAAUAAUCCCAUUAGCUUUUGAGCGUAUCUAAGAUCAUUUUAUAUCGAUUAUAACUAUUUCAUUUAUCAAUAUAGUGCUUACUUUUAUACUAGAGUAUACAAAAGAGUUAUAAAAUAUGAUGGCCUAUGAUCAAGAGUUUAAACUGAGGUAACAAUUAGAAGAAUGGAAAAAUUUGAUAGAAGGUUAUAUUCCCAACGAAAUUCUCAUUGUGAGUAAAAUUCCUUAAAUGCCUGUAAAGAAUGAAAAUAUGUAGAAUAGAAAGCAAAAUAAGUCCAAUAAAGAAUUUAAAAAUACUCUAUCCAAAUUAGUAAUCUAAAAUAGUGGAGUCCCAAAUAAGUUAGAUUAAAAUAACACCGAUCUAAAAAUUUUUAAUGAAGCUUAAAAAUUUAAUGAACAAAAUUUUAGGGAGAAAAUAAUAAAAAAUUUAAAUCAAUAGAAAAAUGAUAAAACAAAUUAACUGGAUAAUUAUUUAUAGUUUUAAUAAAAGAUGAUACCUUCAAGUCAAAAGAACUUCACUUAGUCUCUUUUUCCAGAUAUUUAAUAAGAAUCAUCUUUAGCAAACAUUUAGGAAUUAGAAAAGAAUUAUAAUGAAUAACUUAAGCAAUAGCAACUUUUGUGUGUAUAAUAGAAUCAAUAUUUAUAAAAUUAGAAUUAAAAUCCAAGUAUUUUUUCAAAGUCAUUCGAUUAGCCUUAAAAUAAUUUUAUUUAGAUGAAAAAGAUAUGCUAAAAAUUAAAAUAGUUUGAAAAUGAUGAGGAAGAAGAUGUUAAUAACAAUAAUUAUAAUCACAACAAUGUUACUAAUAAGAUGCUCAUUGAUGCUAAUUUUAACUAGAGGAUUUUUAAUAAAUUUGAUAACCUAAAAGUUGCUGAUGAAUUAAAUUAAUAAACAGCUAAAAGCAAUUAAUCAAAUAGUAAUAUAAUUCAUUUUGAUAAUACUAGCUUUAACAAUAGCGAAUUUAGUAAACAUACUAUGAGCAAUCAUUAUUUCAAUUAAAAAAAUUUACAAAGUAUGAGUUAAAACAACAACGAAUAAAACUAAUUAUACAGUUAACUCUUAAAAAAAAAGAUUAAUGCAAUUUAUUAAUAACAAAGCAACCAUUCUAAUAGGAAUAAUAAUAGUUAUCAUGAUCCUCUUGCUUGCUCUAUCCCUUAGAGUACUAGAAGGACAAAUUAGCCUAUAAAUUCAAAAGAAAACCCAUCAUAGAGGCAUGAAUCUACGUCUCUAGAAAAUAAUGAUAUGGAAAUUAUAAAUAAUUAUAAAGAAAUGAUUAAACUUACUAAUUAGUAGCAUUAAAUUAAUUUUAAUAACAAUUUAAAGCACUAAUCUUUCAAUAUAAUAAAUGCAUAAAAACCAAAUUAGUGGUCUACAUUAAUUUAGAACAAAAAAAUGAGUUUCAACUCUUUUAAUUAGCUUUCCUAAUAAGGAAGUAUUUCUUUUAAUAUUUAUUAAAAUCCUUAGUAAAAUUCUUAAAACAAUUUAGAAUCUUAUCAUACAAGAUCUCCUUCAAACAAUAUAGACUAUAAUAAUUAAAACGCAAUUGAGGCCCAAAAAGUAAGUAAUCAUCAACAAAAUUAAAAUGGUAUGAACAUUUUUCCUUGCCAAGUUAUUAGCGAAUAAAUUAUUUAUGAAGACAAAAAUUAAAACUCAAAUUAAACAAAAAAUGAUAAAAUUAUUUAAAAAAUUCAAUAUUCUAAUUAUAAAAGCAUUCAUGAAGUAAAUAAAUUUAAUCAAGAAAACUUAAACAAAACUAUUCAUGUAAUGACUUCUUAAAUAACUGAUCACAAUAUAUCAAGCUUAAUGGAGAGUGAAAGAUAAUUUUAAAAUAAAAGUUACCAGAUUCCAGAUACUCCUUUAAACAAGAAGCAGCAUUUUAUUGAAGAGCUAAUGACCAAUCAAAAUACUGGUUAAGAAAUUAUAUUUGAAUAGACACCAAAAGAACGAGUUGCAAUUAAUUUUGAUAUAUAAUAAACGUUAAAUGAUCACUAAGAACCAUUGAUUGCUAAGCAAAUAGAAUAAACACCUUAAAAUUAAAGCAGUUAAAUCACUUAAACAGCUCCCUUGAGGCAAAAAAGUUAAACCAUGUAAGGAAGCUUAAGACUAUAAAAAUAAAAUAGCCAAGAAGAAAAAUUUACAAAUAAGAAUGUUAAAACAUAAAAAGCAUAAGAACUCUAUCUUGAAAAAUAUGAAUAAAAUGGAAAAUCUAUUUAAUAACAAUAAUAAUAAUAAUAAUAAUAACAACAAGUGAGAAAUAAGAAAAUAUCAAUUUAAGUUAAAGAUGAUGAUAGCUAUUGUGACAACAAAAUUUCAAAUUAUAGCAUUAAUUUUCCUCAACUUAAUUAGAAAUUUGCUGCUUCUUUCGGAAUUGAAGAGGAACAAAUUAAAAAUAGACUUUAAAAUAUUAUAAAGGGUAAUAUAUCUGUUUUUGAUAAAAUAUAAGAAUAUUUUUAAUCAACAGAUUCCACUAAUAAAAAGAAUACUUUUUUUUAACUUUAAGGAGGAACCCUCAGUAACUUCUCCAAACAAAAAGAAAAUUAAAAUAGAAAUUCUGAGGAUAAUAAAGGAAACUCAGAGCCUUAAAAUAACAAAACACAUGAUGGUAUUUAAAAAGAAUCACAUUUUGAUUUGCUUGGAUGUUAUGAUUAGAUUAGUAAAAAGUAUUAUGAUAUUAAAAUUAUCCCAGUUUUUUUUGAAGAUCAAAACGCUUCUUUGAUGAUUUACUUUAAUGAUAUUAGUUUUUAAGUAAUGAAUCAAAGAUUAUAAUCAGCUUAAAAAUAUAAAGAUCUCAUGUUAGCAUCUAUUAGCCAUGAUUUAAGAACUCCACUUAACUUUAUUAAGCUUAUGAUUGAGAAGUGUGAAGAAGAAGAAAGUUUAAAAAUGAUUAAAACUAUCCUGCCUAUGAUAAAAUCGAAUUGCGAACUGCUCAUGAGUUUAAUUAACGAUAUCCUUGAUCACUAGCAGAUGCAAGAAGGAAAAUUUAGAUUGGUUACAAGUGAUUUUUCUGUAAAUACUUUGUUUGACGAAGUUCAAUAGCUAUUUAAAAUACAGUCAGAAGAAAAAAGCAUUAAAAUUAUAAGAAAUAUUGCUCCAAAUAUUGUAAUUAAUUCAGACAAAAACAGAUUAAAAUAAAUUUUGAUAAAUCUCAUGUCUAAUGCAGUUAAAUUUACAUAAAAGGGAUAAAUAAAAAUAUCUGCUCAUCUUGCAAAUGAUUCAAAUAUAUUAUAAUUAAGUGUAAAGGAUUCUGGAUGUGGUAUUCCAUAAAAUCUGCAGGAAAAGCUUUUUUAGGUGUACUCCACAUUUGAUCACUCAGGUACUCAGGUGGUACAAAUAAGCAUGGCGUAGGAUUAGGUCUUUCUUUAUGCAGAGGAUUGGUUUCGUAGCUAGGUCCUUAUAAUAAAAUAGAUUUGGCUUCUAAGCAAGGCAAAGGAUCUAAAUUUUCUUUUAAAAUAUGGGCGAAUCUUGAGGGUCAGUAAAAAAAUUAAAUUAAAUUGUCUUUGGACAUAAAUAAGAUUUUUAAUGAAUCUGCAGAAAACAACUCCUUUGAUGAUGAAAAAGAAGCUAAUAACGAUUUAGAUAAAAUCCAUGAAGUUUAAGACGAUGAUUAACAAUCAAGUUUAAAAAGCUCUGAAAAGAUAAAUAGCAGUGCUUUAAAAAAUUAGAUACAAUUUGAGGAAAUACCAGAUAAUAGGUAAAAUUUAAAUUCAACCCCUGAUAGCAGAGUGA
Molecule: messenger RNA, 3888 nt
Organism: Tetrahymena thermophila SB210
Lineage: Eukaryota; Ciliophora; Oligohymenophorea; Hymenostomatida; Tetrahymenidae
Product: response regulator receiver domain protein
Exons: 2
Biological process (GO): signal transduction
Molecular function (GO): phosphorelay sensor kinase activity
Source: RefSeq, a predicted model, not a curated record